Molecule: messenger RNA, 1614 nt
Organism: Cladocopium goreaui
Lineage: Eukaryota; Dinophyceae; Suessiales; Symbiodiniaceae
Source: the annotation of a GenBank genome assembly
AUGGCAAUCAUGGCUAUGAACGAACUGAGUGUGGAAUUGAUCAGUGGCAGGGUUUGUACUGUGGAAGUGUUUCCGCAAAUGAAGAUAACAGAAUUGCAGGAGAAACUAAAGGCUUUCCAUCCAUCGAAGGAUGAGCUCACGCGGAGACUCAGCGACCCAGAGAUUGUGGUGGACGGUGAAAAGCUCGUAGCGCUCGAGCACGCGAUGGUGGAAGACUCCCUUUCUGACCAUGCCAAAGUGCAGGUUGUCUUCGUCAACGCGACGGUUGAAUGUGCCAGCAAAGAGCUAUCUGGCCGCAAGGUGAAGGAUUUGCGUGGAGUACGCAUCCCUGACACUGAAACACGCAUUAGACCCUUCGCCUUUGAAGGAUGCCGAUAUUUGUUCCAUCUUGAAAUUCCGGAGUCGGUGACUGAAAUUGGGCACCAUGCCUUUCGUGACUGCAGCUCCCUACUCAGUGUGAAUAUCCCUAAGUCUGUGACCAAACUAGCAGAUUAUGCCUUUGCUGGCUGCAGCUCUUUGACAAAUUUGACCAUCCCAGAGUCAGUGACUGAACUUGGGUACCGGGCAUUGAAUGGCUGCAGCUCUUUGACAAGUCUGACCCUGCCUUCUGUGACACAUCUUGGGUAUGAUGUUUUUUCUGGCUGCAGCUCUUUGACAAAUCUGGCAAUACCUUCUGCGACCCGCAUAGGCUUUGACCUUUUUUCUGGCUGCAGCUCUUUGACGAGUUUGACCAUUCCAAACCGCGCCACUGGAUUAGGGGGUCGUGCUUUUUCUGGCUGCAGCUCAUUGACCAGUUUGACCAUCCCCAGAUCUGUGACUGAAAUACAGAAUUCGACCUUCGCUGACUGCAGCUCUCUUACAACCUUGACCAUUCCCAGUUCUGUCAGUAGCAUUGGUGCAGAUGCCUUUCGUGGCUGCAUCUCCCUGACAACUUUGACCAUUCCCAACUCGGUCACGAGAAUUGGAGACCGUGCCUUUGACGGCUGCAGCUCACUGGUGACUUUGACCAUCCCGGACUCUGUGAGGAACAUCGGAGUGGAUGCCUUUCGAGGCUGCAGUUUGUUGGAUCUUCGGCUGCCGGAUCUCAGAAAAGUGAGAAAUGGGAAGGGUGGCUACACAUAUGACGCCAGUCCUAGAAGCAUCGAAAAGGCGUGGCGGCAGAAGGCGCUGACGGAAGGGGAUGCCAUUGCGCUUUUGGGGUUGCAGCUCCACCCGGACAAGGCGGCAGAUGAUCGGAAGGCAGCUGCAGAGGCGCAUGAUCUGCUGGCAGAUCCGGAGCGCAGGGAGCUCUACGAUCGAUUUGGGAUCCAGGAUCCCAAUGUCCUUUCACAGGAUCAGUGGGACUUUGGAGAGGGCAUGGGAGGUCACCCCGAUUUUGCGGAGUUCGAGGAAAUCUUGAAGGAGUUCUUUCAGAACGGCAGAGGACCACCCGCGGAACCAGAGAGGGACCUGCAAGACGUGUGGGAAGGCAUCUUAGGCUUCACGUUGAUCUCUCUGACCGCCUGUGGCGUUGCUUGCCUCACCUGGCUGGCGCGGCGGCCGCCUUUGGCCGGUCUCCUCAGCUGGUGCUGGUGGAGGUGGCGUUUCCUGCUCUUUGACAUUGGUCUUGGCUAG